Pichia kudriavzevii is the source of this 2181-nucleotide messenger RNA. RefSeq lists its product as uncharacterized. Gene Ontology annotation, cellular component: membrane. The coding region runs from base 1 to 2181 and encodes 726 amino acids. The record is from RefSeq and is a predicted model, not a curated record. The transcript has a single exon. NCBI's taxonomy places the organism in Eukaryota, Fungi, Ascomycota, Pichiomycetes, Pichiales, Pichiaceae.
AUGGGAAGUAGGUUUGAGGCCUUAGAUGGAGAUGACGUUCUCGUAUCGGAACAGGUAAUCCAACCGCACAAUGUUCCUAAAGACAGACAUAAGCUACGAAAAAGAGUAUCGUUGAUUUGCUCAUCAAUUGCAGCAUUAGCAUCAGGGACGCCUUAUCUAUAUGGAGUAUAUUCUCCGCAAUUAAUUAAUCGGUGUGGCUUCACGGCAAUUGACUCCUCGUAUCUUUCAUUUGGAGGUAACAUUGGGUCUUCCAUUGGCGGAUUUUUAGCUGGAUUAAUCAUUGAUGCAUUUGGUGUUAAGGCUGGUCUUUUACUGGGUGCAUUUCUUCAAUUCUCAGGAUUCUUCACUCUAUAUAUCAACUUCAAAAACGAGUGGCAUUAUUUCAUACAAUUGCUAUUUGCAAUGUGUUCGAUAGGUUUUGGUUCGGUCUUGUCAUAUUUUGCAACUAUCAAGGUUGCAACAUUGAAUUUUCCUAAUCAUCGAGGCUUGGCAAAUGCGUUCCCUGUUAGCUCUUACGGUUUGGCAGCGUUGUUUUAUGCUUUUGUUUCCACAUUUUGGUUUACGGAUAAUGUAGAAGGGUUGCUAAGGUUUAUAGCUUGUUUUUCCGGUAUCCUCAUUUCAAUAUCCAGCAUUUUCAUCUGUAUUUAUGAGAAUGGCGAUGAGGGCGACGAGGACGAUGAACAAAUAGAUACAGGUGGUCACUACAACACAAUGGAUUCUUCUGCCUAUAAUGAAGAGGAUGAGAGACGGGGCCCAGAGACCAGUAAAAACGAGAUGGAAGUUGGGAUAGAAUACUUGCUUAAAGGCCAUAGAGGAUCAUUUGCACAAAUAAAUAACUUUAAUAGGUCUGAUUCCUCGAGCUCUUUGUUUUCAGAUAUGACUGGGGCUUCUUCUAUGGUGAGUACUUCCGCCUCUAGUUCUUCAAGAUUGCCACCGAAUUUUACUACGAGUGCCACAAAUAUACCAAUCCAAAAUAGUUCCAAUUUUAUUAGAUCAGACAGUCUCAACAAAAAAUCGGUUUCUAGCUCCGAAGUAUCUUCUUCUCCUUUUGAUCUUCGGGUGCAGAGAAAUCACUACAGAGCUGGUUCUUUUAAGUUGUCAUCUUCGAUUAACAACUCACCUAGAAAUGCGAGGGGAUUUGGUAGUUUUAGUAACUUAAAACAAUUUAAAGAUAACCCCAAUGUAAGCGAAGAUUUAUCAUUAUCAAUCGAACGAUCAGCUUCUUCAACUCCCGAGACAAAUCAAUCUAGCAAUAUCCUUCCUCAAUCGUUAUGUGAGAUUCAAUCCUCCCCUAUGGCUUCGGAUUCUGACGUUGGUGGCGCAAAACCCCAUGGAUUAUAUGAUGCAUCACAGUUUGUUCAGUCGAAUACUACGCAAAAGGCAAGUCCAAAUAAAAGGAAACGUCACAAAAGAAAAACUACUACUAAGGAACACAUUACCCAGUUGUUUCGCAACCAACUAUUCCUAUCUCAUUAUAUUUUGAACGCAUUUUAUUGUGCUAUUGGCCAGGUUUACAUCUUCAGUAUUGGAUUUAUUGUAAGAGCACAAGUUAAUUAUUAUAAUAUGCAUAAACCCUCUGAAAUUACGUUUAUACUACAACUGGCUGAGAAAUUGACUGUCCCGCACAGAAAAGAAAAUGCGACCCCUUCAAAUCUAGCGGUAGCAUAUCAAGCGUUGCAAGUUAGUAUAAUUUCAUUCUCUAAUUUUCUUGGUAGACUAAUAUCGGGCCCAACAUCCGAUUUGAUCCAUAAAAAGAUGAAAAAGAGUAAAAUAUACGUUUUAGCUGUUUCCACCAUAAUCAUGGGAUGUGGUCAGGUAUCACUUGUUCUCUCAAAUAAGCUGGAUCUUUUAUCUUUGAUUUCAUUCUCCAUAGGGUUAGCGUAUGGUGCAAUCUAUGGUACAAUGCCUUCUAUUGUUGCAGAUUCCUUUGGUGCAAAAAACUUUGCGACAACUUGGUCACUAUUAGGGACUGGCCCCAUCACUAUUUUUUUGUUAUUAAGUAACUACUUUGGCAGUAUUUAUGAUGAAAAUAGUGAAUGGGGAUAUAUAGGUGACGACAGAAUAAAGAUGUGUUUGCUAGGUAAGAAUUGCUAUUCUUCAGUUUUUACUUUAACCUCAUUGAUUUGUUUGAUGAUCUUCAUUUUUUAUAAUGUGUUGAUUCAGUACUCAAAGAAGCAGUAA